Camelina sativa (false flax) is the source of this 2070-nucleotide messenger RNA. RefSeq names its product chitin elicitor receptor kinase 1. The record is from RefSeq and is a predicted model, not a curated record. Gene Ontology annotation, molecular function: transmembrane receptor protein kinase activity; ATP binding. Gene Ontology annotation, biological process: innate immune response; protein phosphorylation. NCBI's taxonomy places the organism in Eukaryota, Viridiplantae, Streptophyta, Magnoliopsida, Brassicales, Brassicaceae.
UUGUCAACGCUGAUUUAGUCAACCAUUUCUCCCGACACAGAGCACGAAGAAAAAAAGAAACAGAGACGUCGAAGAACUGUCCAGCGAUGAAGCUAAUGAUUAUAUUCUCUCCGCUUCUUCUUCUUCUUCUUCUCUUCUCGUCGUCGUUUCUCUUCUUGGCCGUAGAAUCAAAGUGCAUGGGAAGCUGCGGUUUAGCUCUAGCAUCUUACUACGUAGAGAACGAACUAUCUCUCUCUAUCAUCAACCAAUACCUCAGUUCUUCAGUAGCGCCUUACGAUCAAAUCAACUACGAACCAAUCCUCAGGUACAACCGUAACAUACAGAACAACAACAAAAACAAAGAUUUGAUCAUCCCUAUAGGUUCAAGGGUCCUUGUACCUUUCCCUUGCGAAUGUCAACCUGGCGGUUUCCUUGGACACAACUUCACCUACCGUUUCCAACAGAUUGAUACUUACGAAAGAGUUGCCAUUAGGAGAUACGCGAACCUCACUACGGAAGGUUCCUUGCAAGGGAGGAAUCCUUUUCCGACUAAUAACAUCCCUCCCACUGCGAUGCUUAAUGUGCUUGUGAAUUGUUCUUGUGGCGAUGAGAGUGUUUCUAAGGAUUAUGGUUUGUUUGUUACGUAUCCUCUUCGUCCUGAAGAUAGUCUCGAUAGGAUUGUUAACUCUUCUGGUGUACCGGGGGAUGUUAUAAGUAGGUAUAACCCUGGCGUUGAUUUCAGCUCCGGGAAUGGGAUCGUCUUUGUCCCUGGGAGAGAUCCAAGUGGUGUAUUUCCACAUUUCAAAUCAAGUAAACAAGGUGGUAUUGGUGUUGGAGUUAUCGCUGGUAUAAGUGUAGGAGUGGUUGUGGCUCUCUUGUUAAUCUCGUUUUUCAUAUAUUAUGCUUACCGCCGGAAGAGCAAGUCCACGGUUUUUACAACUAGUCUCCAAAGUGGCGACUUGGCUGGUACCGGAACCAGAGUGUUUUCAGGCAUUGCUGCCAUAAAUGUAGAUAACUCUGUUGAGUUUUCGAUGGAGGAGCUCGCAGAGGCUACUGAUAAUUUCAGUCUGUCUUUUAAGAUUGGGCAAGGUGGUUUUGGAGCUGUUUACUAUGCAGAGCUUAGAGGAGAAAAAGCUGCGAUCAAAAAGAUGGACAUGGAGGCAUCGAAGCAGUUCUUGGUGGAACUAAAAGUCUUAACACAUGUACAUCAUGUCAACCUGGUUCGCCUGAUUGGAUAUUGUGUUGAGGGGUCUCUGUUCUUGGUCUAUGAAUAUGUUGAGAAUGGCAACCUUGGACAACAUUUACAUGGCUCAGGAAGAGAACCGCUACCGUGGACUAAGAGAGUGCAGAUUGCGCUAGACUCAGCUAGAGGUUUAGAGUACAUCCACGAGCACACGGUUCCAGUCUAUGUUCACAGGGACAUUAAAUCUGCCAAUAUUUUGAUAGACCGGAACUUCCGGGCAAAGGUUGCUGAUUUCGGGUUAACAAAACUGAUAGAAGUUGGAGGCACAGCAACUCGUGGUGCAAUGGGUACAUUUGGUUACAUGGCACCAGAGACAAUCUAUGCACAAGUGUCUCCAAAAGUGGAUGUAUAUGCAUUUGGAGUUGUCCUAUUUGAAUUAAUUUCUGCCAAAGCCGCCGUUGUCAAAAUGAAUGAAUCCGUUGGUGAAUUUAAAAGCCUCGUUGGUUUGUUCGAUGAAGUAGUAUUCAAUAAGGAGACUGACAAAGAAGAAGCACUACGCAAGAUUAUAGACCCGAGGCUCGGAGAUAACUACCCGUUUGAUUCAGUAUAUAAGAUGGCGGAACUAGGGAAAGCUUGUACGCAACAGAAUGCGCAACGACGUCCGAGUAUGAGAUACAUUGUGGUUGCUUUAUCCACUCUUUUAUCGUCAACUGGAAAUUGGGAUGUCGCAAACUUCCAAAACGACGACCUCGUCGGUCUGAUGUCCGGCCGGUAGAGUUUCCGGUUUGCUGCUGUCUGUACAAACCGAUACUUCAGCUUCAAGUAUUUAUAUUUGUCUCUAUACGAAACUUUGCACGUCACACGUUGACUUUUUAAUACAAAUUUCUGUAUAUUUGUCAAUUUUUUCA